UUGAAGUAGCUAGCAUUUUAUAUAUAACCUAAACGUCGAGCUUUAGAAAAGUGUGUGAUGCAUGCCUGCCGCCUUCUCCUUCAGCCUUCCAGGGUUCAUCAAUCCGCCAUCGAUUCCCUCUGUACUUGCUCCUCCAUGCUCGUCAUUCUGACAAUCUAAACGGACUUUCAUUCUGUCCACAUUUCCUCUUGAAAAGCUCCCAGAAAUGCCCGCUGGAGUUCGUCUGUAAGUAUUAUACGUUCGUCCAUCAUUGCGGAUUAAUUGCUUUGUCAAAUUUGCUCACAGACGAUUGCGAGAUUGUGCAAUAAAGAGGAGGUGAAGCUAGUUUGUUCUUCUAGUGUGUUUCUGUUUUCUUUGAUUUGCGGUUUUUGUUUUUACGAUGGCCAUGCCGGCAGCAUUGUCGAGACCGAAUCAGUUUCUUGUUCGGCAACCGAACUCUCAGUUUUCUGCCCGUCAUCGGAUUUAUAGUCGGAAUUUGCAGGUUCUUAAGAAUCCUUCACGUUCACUGUCCUUUAGGACGGCGGCGGACCAUGUAUCACGCGUUUACUGCUGUCAGACAGAACGCGUAGUUUUGAAUUCUGAAUCGAAAUCAUCAAUUAGACGUCCGCCGUACAUUCCUAAUCGUAUUCCUGACUCUUCAUAUGUUCGCAUAUUUGAUACCACUCUCCGCGAUGGCGAGCAGUCUCCGGGUGCCUCUCUCACUGCUAAAGAGAAGGUUGAUAUUGCUCGUCAGCUCGCCAAGCUUGGCGUCGACAUAAUUGAGGCUGGAUUCCCUGCUGCCUCGAAGGAAGACUUUGAGGCAGUCAAGAUGAUUGCCAAAGAGGUCGGAAAUGCUGUCGAUGAGGACGGGUACGUGCCUGUUAUUUGUGGUCUCUCGAGGUGUAAUGAGAAGGAUAUUCGAACUGCAUGGGAGGCUGUGAAGUACUCUAAGAGACCGCGGAUACAUACCUUUAUUGCAACGAGCGAAAUUCAUAUGGAACAUAAGCUGAGAAAGACGAGGGAGCAAGUGAUUGAGAUUGCUCGAAAUAUGGUGCAGUUUGCACGAAGUUUGGGUUGUGAUGAUGUUGAGUUCAGCCCUGAGGAUGCUGGGAGAUCUGACAGAGAGUUCCUUUAUCAAAUUCUGGGGGAAGUGAUAAAGGCUGGGGCAACUACUCUCAACAUACCAGAUACUGUGGGUUAUACAAUGCCAUUUGAAUUUGGCAAGUUGAUUGCUGAUAUAAAAUCUAAUACUCCUGGCAUUGAAAAUGUUAUCAUUUCAACACACUGCCAGAACGAUCUUGGACUUGCAACUGCCAACACAGUAGCA
Messenger RNA from Cucurbita pepo subsp. pepo (vegetable marrow), 1306 nucleotides. NCBI's taxonomy places the organism in Eukaryota, Viridiplantae, Streptophyta, Magnoliopsida, Cucurbitales, Cucurbitaceae. The record is from RefSeq and is a predicted model, not a curated record.